AUGUCGCAAGUACCACCAGACAACUUGGUCAUCUUUGGCCCAGACGCAAAUUGUACUCUUGCUCUAUGUCCCGUAGAAUGGAGCGUCUACCAAUACCGUCCAUCACUCGCCGCCAACAUCACCUUCAUCGUUCUCUACGCCAUCGCUAUGGGGACACAUCUCGUUCUGGGUAUCAAGUGGAAGCAGUGGUUCUACAUGAGUUUCAUGAUGAUUGGAUGUCUGUUUGAGAUUAUUGGAUACAUUGGAAGGAUUAUUAUGUAUAACAAUCCCUUCAACUUUGGAGGGUUCAUGGUCCAGAUUGUUUUUAUCACGAGCGGUCCUGUGUUUUACACAGCUGCUAUUUACGUGACACUUUCCAAGACGAUCAAAUACUUUGCCCCCGAAGUCUCCCGCUUCAGACCCGAACUCGUAUGGUGGAUCUUCAUCCCCGCCGAUGUAGUCUGUCUCGUCCUCCAAGCCGCAGGCGGCGCAUUGUCAACCGUCAGCCAAGGUUCCAGCCAAACUGGUAUCGACAUCGCCUUAGCUGGUCUAUCCCUCCAAGUCGUCAUCCUCGUCUUCUUCUGUAUUCUUCUCGGGGACUAUCUCUGGCGAUACUUUCGAAGCGGAAACGCUAGUGCAAUGGGAAACCGUAUGAGGAUAUUCUUUGGGUUCUUGAGCGCUGCGGUUAUUCUCAUCCUUGCGCGAUGUGCGUUUCGAUGUUAUGAGUUGAGUAAGGGGUAUAGGAACUCGGAUCUUAUUACGGAUGAGGGGUUGUUCAUUGGUCUUGAGGGAGUGCUUAUUGUCAUUGCGGUGUUCUUCUUGUGCAUUAGUCACCCAGGUCCUGUGUUCAAUGAUGCUAUGACAACGGUGCCGGGUACCUCGCAGAGCGAUGCCGAUGCCGAGAAGUGA
Fusarium redolens is the source of this 888-nucleotide messenger RNA. Its product is annotated as RTA1 like protein-domain-containing protein. The record is from RefSeq and is a predicted model, not a curated record. The coding region runs from base 1 to 888 and encodes 295 amino acids. Gene Ontology annotation, cellular component: plasma membrane; fungal-type vacuole. Lineage: Eukaryota; Fungi; Ascomycota; Sordariomycetes; Hypocreales; Nectriaceae. The transcript has 3 exons.